Molecule: messenger RNA, 2140 nt
Organism: Haemorhous mexicanus (house finch)
Lineage: Eukaryota; Metazoa; Chordata; Aves; Passeriformes; Fringillidae
Product: alpha-2Db adrenergic receptor-like
Exons: 1
Coding region: 239-1267 (342 amino acids)
Biological process (GO): adenylate cyclase-activating adrenergic receptor signaling pathway
Cellular component (GO): membrane
Molecular function (GO): adrenergic receptor activity
Source: RefSeq, a predicted model, not a curated record
CUGCCGUGGGAGCCUCUCGGUGUUCCUGGCCCCGCCGCUGUCCUGCAUGCCCAGCCAGGCAACCACCGGGCCAGGACGACCUCGCCACCAGACCGGGUCAGUGCAGGAGUGGUGGCAGCCAGGAGAACCCCCCAGGGACUCAGCAAUGCUGGAACUGCGCCCGCAGCCGCUUCGGGACCGGUGAGCAGGGUGGGGGAAAGCCCCAUGGGGCUUCAUCUGCUUGAGGGGCCAGGCCAGCAUGGAGCCAGCCAGCGCCCUUCCCAACACCUCCGGUAACGGCAGCGGCGCUGGCAGUGCUCCACACUCCCCCGCAGCCACGGGGCUCAUCUUGCUGGCAGCCCUGUCCGUCCUGCUGGCCACACUGGUGGGCAACGCUCUGGUGGUGGUGGCCAUCUCCACCAGCCGGGCCCUGCAAGCCCCACAGAACCUCUUCCUCGUGUCCCUGGCCUCGGCAGACAUCCUGGUGGCCGUCCUCGUCCUGCCCUUCUCGCUGGCAAAUGAGGUGAUGGGCUACUGGUACUUUGGUGGGCUGUGGUGCAGCCUAUACCUGGCGCUGGACGUGCUGCUCUGCACCGCGUCCAUCGGGCACCUCUGUGCCAUCAGCCUCGACCGCUACUGGGCUGUCACACGGGCGGCGCGGCUCAACCUGCGCCGCAGCCCGCGGCGGGUGAAGGCCAUGAUCGGGGCGGUCUGGGCAGCGGCGGCCCUGGUGGCACUGCCACCGCUCCUGCGGCCGCGGCCGGGCGGGCGGGAGUGCCAGCUGAGGCAGGAGACCUGGUACGUGCUGGCCUCCUGCGCCGCCUCCUUCUUCGUGCCCUGCCUCAUCAUGGUCGCCGUGUACUGCCGCAUCUACCGCCUGACUGCGCGGCAGACAGCCGGCCUGCUCGCCGCCCGCUCUCCACGCCCUGCCAGCGGCGAUGGAAAGGUGUCGGGCGUGGGGAUGCUGAGGUGGCGCUGCCGCAGCCAGCACCAGAGUGUGUUGCUGUGCCGCCGGCGGCUGGUGCGGGCGCGGGAGCGGCGCUUCACUGUCGUGCUGGCUGUGGUGAUGGGCGCCUUCGUGCUGUGCUGGUUCCCCUUCUUCUUCACCUACAGCCUGGGGGCUCUCUGUGGGCAGGGCUGCCGUGUCUCCAAGCCCCUCUUCAACUUCUUUUUCUGGAUCGGCUACUGCAACAGCAGCAUCAACCCCCUCAUCUACACCCUCUUCAACCGGGACUUCCGUGCUGCCUUCCGCCGGCUCCUCGCCGUCCCCCACCGGCACCGCUCUUAGGGACCCGUUGGGACACUGGGGACGUGGCCCCCAGCCCUGCUCAGUGUUCACAGCACCUGGCCACACCACAGACCCUGGAUGGCAGUGCCAGUGUGCAGCUCAAGGUGCUUCUGGAACUGCAGGACUGAAUAAAUGAGACCGAAUCCUGUGCCUGGGGCUGGCAUCUGCCUUCAGGGAGCCCAGCAAGAGGCACCGACUGCCAGCACCUUUUGUCACCCGCAUCACCCCACACACAUGCCUUGCAGCAGUGGUGGUGACAACUUGCUGAGUGAGCCCUCCCCACUCUCAGAUGAAUGUCUGUGUCCCCCAGCACUCUCUUGUGAAGGGGAUGGACCCCAUGGCUGCUGCGAGGAGACAAAACUCUUCCUGUGGCAGAGUCACCAGCACUGGGCUGAGCUGGCUGUGCCACCACAGCAGCCCAGCCCGAUCCCUGUGCCUCUCUGUCCCCUCUGGGAACAUGCCAGCUGUGCAGUGUCGUGGGGGGUCUGUGAGGGCACACACGUACCCACAGUGGGGUACAAGGGUUGCAGUCUGGCAUGGAACACCCCACAUCCUGCUCGGGGACUGUACUGGGAUCUUGCUGCAGGAGGGAAAGCAGGAAUGACAUCCCAGAGCCAGAAAGGCUGUUCUCCCCUGGGAGAGUGUCAGAGAUGGGAUCGCAUGGGAACAGGCUCCGGCACAGCCUGACGUGCAAGAGGCCACAGAGGCAGCUGUGGGGCGAAGACCCAGGGACAACCACAUCCCCCUUGGGGGGCAGGAACCGCCCCACACCCACCCUGCCUGGCUGCCUGCCUCGCUCUGCACAGACACCCGCAGGUCAGGGGCUGCUCCACUUCUUCAGCUUUGCUGCUCAAAAUAGAAAUUCUCAAAACA